Molecule: messenger RNA, 2472 nt
Organism: Aphanomyces invadans
Lineage: Eukaryota; Oomycota; Saprolegniomycetes; Saprolegniales; Verrucalvaceae
Product: phosphate acetyltransferase
Exons: 10
Coding region: 83-2377 (764 amino acids)
Molecular function (GO): acetyltransferase activity
Source: RefSeq, a predicted model, not a curated record
CGACUCGAUACGUCAGCGAGCGACUACAAAGAUCGGCGGCCCCAGGUCAGUUUGCAAUUGAAUCCCCCCAGCACAAGUGCAGAUGCUGCGCUGCCGCCCAUUUCUCUCGGGCCGCAAGGCAGCUGCCACCCUCCUUCCCCGCGCGACUGCGUCGCGCUUCCUUUCUGACGAGGCCACGAAGAAGAACGACCGUUUGCUCGUCAUGACGAAUGGCAGUGUUGCCAAGCACUCCCACGUCCUUCUUGGUCUCAUGAACAAAUUGUCGUACACGUUUCCAUCGGUGGGGUACUUUCGCCCCGUGGCGCCAAACUUUCACUCUUCGUACAACGACCAUCACGUGGAGCUCAUUCGCAGCGAGUUCAAGAUCAAAGACGAACCGUACCAGCUCGUGGGAAUGACGCAGAGCGACAUCACGCACGCGCACCUGGAAGGUGACCCCGAUUCGGUCAUCGAAACCAUGUUGUCCAAGUUUGAAGACCUGCGCGCGAAGCACGACUUUGUCGUGAUGGAAGGUGCCAAGUUGGACUCGUCUCCCGAACUCAGCUGGGAGCUGAACGUCGACAUUGCAAAAUCGCUGAACGCCCCUGUGCUGUUGACGGUGGAUGCCGACGAUUUAGUUGUGGACCCCGGCCUCCACUGGACAGACGCCGAAGCGCUCUCGUGGCUCGCGGAUCAAAUCACGACACGCGUGCUUCUCGCCAAAGACAUGGCACAAGCCGAAGGUUUGACGCACGUCGGGACGCUUGUCAACCGCGUCAGGACGCCAGAUGCAUUGGAGUUGCGCGAACACGUUCACGCCCAAAUCAAAGCCCGCGGCUUCGACCCGUCCAAGUUGCUCGGCAUCCUGCCGGUGGAUCCCGUCUUGGACUCGAAGCGGCUAAACGAAGUCGUGGCUCAGUUGCAUGCCAAGCAAUUGUACGGCAACCCGAUGUCCAACUCGGUUGUCGUCACAGACGGGCUCAUGGCGACGGCUGAUCUCAAGGACCUCUUCAAGCACAUCAACAAGCACGACGACGGGCUGCUCGUGAUCGUGUCGGCCGAACGUACUGAUGUUAUCCUGGGCCUUGUGGCUAGCCGCUUGUCCGGCGCGCUGCCCCAAAUUUCGGGCAUUAUCUUAACCAACGGCGGGAUUCCCCAAAACGAAUGCCAGGAGAUUCUAAAAGGCCUGUCCAAAAUCGGCAAGGCCUCGGUGCCUAUCUACUCUGUUGAGACGGACUCGUACCACACGGGGAUUGCGUUGAGCAAAGUCACGUGCGACAUCUUGCCGACAAGCCAAAACAAAAUCCAGCACGCCUACAUCUUGUUUGACAAGAACGUGGAGAGCAAAGAAUUGUUGAGCCAUCUUGUGGAACAGAGCGGCGGCAACAGACGCACCCCCAAGCAGUUCAAGCACUUUCUCUUUGAAGCAUCUCAUAAGGCGGACCAACACAUUGUUCUCACGGAAGGCGAAGAUGACCGCAUUUUGCAAGCGGCCGAUGAAGUGCUGCGCCGUGGCAUUGCGCGCCUGACGAUCUUGGGCGACGUCGACUCGAUCAAUGCGCGCGCCAAGACGCUUCGUCUCGAUUUGUCCAAAGCGACCUUGCUCAACCCAUUGAAAGCCGAGAAGCUGGCGAUGUAUGCAGACCAUUACUACGAAAAGCGAAAGGCCAAAGGCAUUACCCCCGAGCUCGCCAAGGAGACCGUCGGCGAAGCGACUUACUUUGGUACGGUCAUGGUGGACGUGAACGACGCAGACGGGAUGGUCUCUGGCGUUUGCCACACGACGGCCAACACGAUUCGACCUGCUUUGCAGUUGAUCAAGACGCGACCAGAUAUUCCCCUCGUCUCGAGUGUGUUCUUCAUGUGCUUGGAGCACGACGUUGUGUUGUACGGCGAUUGCGCUGUCAACACGGACCCAACUGCGGAGCAGCUCGCUCAAAUUGCUGUUCAAAGUGCUGAAUCCGCCAAGGCAUUUGAUAUCGAGCCUCGUGUGGCGCUUCUGUCGUAUGCCACGGGCGACUCGAACAAAGGCCCUAUCAUUGAUAAAGUGCGGGAGGCCACAAAGUUGGCUCAAACGAUGGCCCCGGAGGUGUCGAUCUACGGACCGAUCCAAUACGAUGCCGCGACGAACCCAUCCAUUGCCAAGCAAAAGGUCAAGGGCCUCAAGCAAUCCGAGAUGGACGUGGCAGGACAUGCGAACGUGCUUGUGUUCCCGGACUUGAACACCGGCAAUAACACAUACAAGGCGGUCCAGCAGUCGACCGACUGCUUGGCCAUCGGGCCGAUGUUGCAAGGGCUGAAUAAACCCGUGAAUGACUUGAGUCGUGGGGCAACCGUCGGUGACAUCGUCACGACUGUCGCCCUGACGGCGAUUCAAGCCAGGCAGAGCAAAAAGUAGUGAAUAUAUAUGUUGGUACCGUCACGGAUAUUUCUCGGAGUUGGCAAUUGACGAAAUAUUAUGUUUGGCAAUAAUAUAUGCAAAUCUGACCGCCA